This is a messenger RNA of Meloidogyne enterolobii, 684 nucleotides long. The record is from the annotation of a GenBank genome assembly. Lineage: Eukaryota; Metazoa; Nematoda; Chromadorea; Rhabditida; Meloidogynidae.
UCAAAAAGGGAUUUUGUAUCUAGAGGAAGAGAUCAAGGAUCAUGGGGAUUCUGGGUAUUGGUUCCUCCUUUCCAUUUGUAGUUUUAUAUCCGGCCGGUCUAAAGCCAGCUCCGAAGCUAGCUAUUGGAGCCAUACACAGGAUGGAACGGUUGAGAAGAAGAUCGAGUCGGCGUUUCAAAAUGUUCUUCGGAUCGGGUUUUGGGUCGAAAAAGUUCAGCUUUUCGGGUACGAGUUCUCUGGUUAUUCGUCCCAUCCAUUAUCCACACACUUUUUAUGUUAAACUGUUAAACUUGUUGGAGUUGGGCUGUUAAAGAUCUUUCAAUUACAAUUUUUGUGUGAUCUUAAUUUGAUUAACUUAUUAAAUUAUAGACUUUUAAUCUGAGCUCUGCAAACAUUACAAAUAAUAGCCAUUGGCAUUCGCUCAAGCUAAUAAGAAGGGGGCAACGAAUGGGGUUAAAAUUGGAUGGAAAAUGGCAUAAUCAAUCACUAAAUAAUAUUGCAAACAAGCCUUUAAUUCUCUCUAUUAAUGAAAUAGCUAUUGCCCAACCAAUUGAAACUGCUAAAAUAGCAAAUAAUUUAGAGCAUCUGUUUCGUUUCCACGGCGAUUUAAGGAUUCUUUCAUUGAAUGGGCAUGAUUUAUUAAGGCCGAUACGUGUUAUGAAAAGACGAAAAGGUGAAUUUUGA